Molecule: messenger RNA, 945 nt
Organism: Miscanthus lutarioriparius
Lineage: Eukaryota; Viridiplantae; Streptophyta; Magnoliopsida; Poales; Poaceae
Source: the annotation of a GenBank genome assembly
AUGGCGUUCGCGCCGCCGCGCCUCCUCCCGCUCCCGCUACCCCCUCCGCCGGCGGCGGCGGCAUCCACGCGGGCCGUCUCGGCGCGCCACCACGGGGGGCGCACGGCGCCGGAGCUCUCGGGCCCGACCCCGCGCGUGGUGGUCAUCACCUCCGGGAAAGGCGGCGUCGGCAAGACCACCACCACCGCCAACCUCGCCGCCUCGCUCGCGCGCCUCGGACUCCCCGCCGUCGCCGUCGACGCCGACGCCGGCCUCCGCAACCUCGACCUCCUGCUCGGCCUCGAGAACCGCGUCCACCUCACCGCCGCAGACGUCCUCGCCGGGGACUGCCGACUCGACCAGGCGCUCGUCCGCCACCGCGCGCUCCAGGACCUCCACCUCCUCUGCCUCUCCAAGCCACGCUCCAAGAUGCCCCUCGCGUUCGGAUCCAAGACCCUUACCUGGGUUGCCGACGCGCUACGACGCUCGCCUAACCCGCCCGCCUUCAUCCUCAUCGACUGCCCCGCAGGUGUUGAUGCUGGGUUUGUCACUGCCAUUGCACCUGCAGAAGAGGCAGUGCUCGUUACCACCCCUGACAUUACGGCUCUCCGUGAUGCUGACCGUGUCGCAGGACUGUUGGAGUGCGAUGGCAUCAAAGAUAUCAAGAUUAUUGUCAACCGAGUGCGACCAGACCUGGUGAAGGGGGAGGACAUGAUGUCAGCGCUUGACGUGCAGGAAAUGCUUGGGUUGCCUUUGCUAGGUGUGGUGCCGGAGGAUGCAGAGGUGAUCCGGAGCACAAAUAGGGGUGUGCCGUUGGUGCUCAAUGACCCGCCCACGCCUGCGGGCCUUGCUCUGGAGCAGGCUACUUGGAGAUUGGUGGAAAGAGAUGCGAUGACAGCAGUCAUGGUCGAGGAGCAGGAGAGGCCCAAGAAGAAAGGCGGCUUCUUUUCAUUCUUCGGUAGGUGA